CUAAACGUGAUGCAUAUUCGUGAAAAAAUACGCAUCUCUAGAGUUCAUUUGACUUGCUCGUUAUGUAUUGAAAUAAGCGAAGUCGGAGACAGUUGCACUUCUUGACUUUUGUUCUGUAUUUUAAGGUUAGUGUUUGACACGUUUGACAUGUCUUAUUGGUUUUUUGGAAUGCUAAGUGAUUGAUAUUCCCGCCUUUUCGCAAAGCCCUUUUUUCCGUAUUUCCUCAAAAACAAUGCCAGUUUCUGAGUACAAUGGUAGUAAGUCGAGUGCAUCUACAAUUAAGUUAAUAAAUUUACGCCGUAAAAGUUUGCCGGCAGAUGAAGUAAUAGACGGAAGACACGAUGACGAAAAGUUCAAUGACUUCCUCGUCAACGGACAUUCUACUCCUAAACUCUCUGAUAAGUCCAUUGAUGCAACAUCCACUGAUAGGAGAGAGUCCCUGCAACCAACCUUGAGAAAAUCCAGGCUAAAUGGGAAAGAUGUCCAUAUACGCAGACGCAGGCUGUCUCAUCAGCCAUUUACAGAUCUCGCUAACCAUAGAUCUAAGGAUUUGACACCUAAAAAGCAGUCAAAAAAUGGAUUAGUUAAAAUUGUAUAUGACUUCAUUCGGAAUCAUAAAAGAUCUAUCUCCAGUGAUCCAAGUGUAGGCCGCAUUGAUUCAGUUGAGUUUUCUGAAAAUAUAACACCUAAGAAAGUCAAGGACAACAAGACUAACAAUGGUGCAAAUAUUGAAUCUUCACAAAAUGAUGUGGAUGUAGCUUUUCUUUCCCUUAAGUCUAAAUUACAGGAAUCAGAAGUAUCUACUUCUGGAAAUACGAAUGGAGUUCACAAAAACAUUAACUUGAAUUCUAAAUCAUCUAAGGAAUCAAAUGAACCAAUUGCUAGGAAAACAAGAAGCAAUGGAACGUUAAAUGGAAGUUUGCCCAGUUUUACAUUGCCUCAAAAUACCUCGCAAGAAAUCAUUCAAGAGGAAACAAACGAGAAAACUGUUACAAAAACUAAAAGCAAUGGAGUAAUUGAUGGUGUCGUAUCAAACCUUAAGUCUCGAUCUAAUUCACCAGAGACACCAGAAAAAUCUACGGUAUUAAAACCCAGGAAAACUAAGAAUAAUGGCAUGGCAAAUGGGACCCUUAAUGGGCUCAGUUCAUCUCUAUCUGCCUUGGAAAUACAGCGCCAGACAUCCGUAUCAGAGGAGCCUGAAAAAAUCGCGCUUAGAAGAAGUAGACGUAGUUCUGUAAUAGAAAAAAAUUCGACAAUUUUGAAAAGACAACCUCGAAAACGGUUGCAUGAGGACAAUAAUGAACCUACACCCAAAAGAGCAAGAAAAAAUGGAACGGUCAAUGGGAUUGUUACAAAAGAUCAGUCAUGCAACAGUACGCUCGUGUCUUCUAGCAUUGAGGUGACUGCAGACUCCAAACUUAAAACAAACAAUGGACAAGUUAAUAGUGAUCUUGCUAAUAUUAUAACAUCCGAGUCCAAUUUGCAAGAACCCCAUGUUGAUAAUUUAAACGAGGUAUACAUUAGUGCCGAAAACACAUCUCAAGCAGAGCUAUCCGAGACUGUUGAAGAAUCGUUAAAGAAAAUAGUUGUACGAAACGUUGUCGUAAAUCUAGAGCGGUUGACAAUCGAUAACGGCGUGAUAAUAUCUCCAGAAUCUGUGAAAGGAAUACGGAUUUAUAGGGAGCAAGCAUUGAAAGAAAAAUAUGAUCAGCUGAGCAAUUUCAAACAAUUUCGCAAGCCUAAGAGCGGAAAAGAUACAUACUCGAGAGAAUAUGUCGUUGAGAAAAUUUUAAACGUAGAAUAUGACAUUGACACGAAGACGCUGAUGUUUUUUGUAAAAUGGGAAGGGUACUCGACGAAACACUGCACCUGGGAACCGAUAGGGCACCUGCAACACUGCACGAAACUAGUGGCAGAGUUUUUAUCGGAGCGCCUCGCGCCCGAAGUGUUGGACUCUCUCUGCGAGAAAAUGGACAUGCCCAAUCGGCUAUCCGAUCAGAGUCUGUUAGAUGAGCUUAAAGUGUCCGAUUUGACGAAUUUACCGGAUAAAGUUCACUUGCAGGAAAAGUUGAUGUGUUUAAAGGCCGUCCCGCUCAAAGCGUGGCAUGUACGGAAGAUUAAGGAAGGAAAAAAGGCUAUGAUGAUGUAUCAACUACUUUUAAGACGAGAAAAUCAGUUGACGAAGUUAAAGGAGUGGGAGGACUCGAUCAAUCAGAUGACAAAGGAGGAGGCACAAAUCACAAUAGAAAACACUGUUGACUUGGAUUGUCCUCCAGAAGGUUUUACAUAUAUACACGAGAGUAUUGCUACAAAUGGUAUAGUGAUACCGUCAGAGCCCGAGACGUGGUGCGCGUGCAAAGAGUGCGCCCCCAGGAAAGACUGUUGCGGGAAACAGCCCCACAACGGCUACACGUACAGGAUGGGCAACAAAAUCAACGUGAACCCCGGCAAUGCGGUAUACGAGUGCAACAAGAAAUGCAAGUGUUCCGAGGACUGCAGGAAUCGAGUGGUGCAACAGGGCAGGAAGGUCCCCCUGUGCAUCUUCCGAACGUCGAACGGUUGCGGUUGGGGCGUGAAGGCGAUGCGGAAAAUCUACUGCGGCGAAUUCGUGUGCGAAUACGUCGGCGAGAUCAUCACGCACGAAGAGGCGGAGGUACGAGGAAGGGCGUACGAUCAAGAGGGUAGGACGUACCUGUUCGAUUUGGACUAUAACUCCAAGGACAAUCCGUACACGGUGGACGCAGCGAAGUUUGGCAAUAUCUCGCAUUUCAUCAAUCAUUCGUGCGACCCGAAUUUGGGAGUGUACGCGGUUUGGAUCGAUUGCUCCGAUCCAAAUUUGCCCAGGUUGGCCCUUUUCGCGUUGAGGGAAAUCCAAAAGGACGAAGAAAUCACUUUCGAUUACAUGAUGAACAUAGACCCGGAAGUGCCUACUACUCCAGAGAAACCGAGAUUUCUGAAAACGCCGGACAAGAAUCAGGUCAUUCAAAACGGGAGAAAUAUCUGCAAGUGUGAAGCAGAUGCAUGCAGAAGAUACUUAUUUUAAGUAAACCAGUAAAGUGGCCUUAGUGUAUGCAAUAGCGUUUUAAAAAAUGAAAUUUUUAAGUAAAAGCUAAUGCUGAAACUUUCUUUAGGAAUUUUAGAUGUUUUUAAAGUCGAAAAUAGUUGCGAGAAACGUGCUUGUCUUGUUACAUUUUUGGGAAUUUUUGGAGGAACUUUUUCGACCUCUUUUACCUGAUAAGCUUUAUUGUCCUUGACACUACGGUUAUGGUGGUUAGUAUAAUAGCAAUAUGUUGUUCAAAGUUAAAAUAAUUAAAUACACAUUCAAAAAUGUAUCUGUAAGUUAUGCUAGUUAAAUAUAUUUCAGGUAAAUUUGUACUUAUACAAAUCCUGACACACCAAUUUCAGUAACACAGAAUUGUGUCCUAUAUUAAAUUAAACUCAAUAAGCUUUGAGUAUCCUACACAUAUUGAACGUUGAUUUUAUUGAGUGGUAUUGUAGAUUUAUAAAUAAAAUAUAUGAAACGAUGA
Molecule: messenger RNA, 3527 nt
Organism: Acanthoscelides obtectus
Lineage: Eukaryota; Metazoa; Arthropoda; Insecta; Coleoptera; Chrysomelidae
Source: the annotation of a GenBank genome assembly